Messenger RNA from Cynoglossus semilaevis (tongue sole), 4250 nucleotides. Its product is annotated as ankyrin repeat and BTB/POZ domain-containing protein 2-like. The record is from RefSeq and is a predicted model, not a curated record. Gene Ontology annotation, molecular function: protein heterodimerization activity. Bases 563 to 3622 code for a protein of 1019 amino acids. NCBI's taxonomy places the organism in Eukaryota, Metazoa, Chordata, Actinopteri, Pleuronectiformes, Cynoglossidae. The transcript is spliced from 18 exons.
UUGUGCCGUGGGUCAAAAAAAGGUUGGGAAACAGGGCAGUAAGUCAUGCAAGUUAACAAGACUUAGGGCGACAUCUAGUGGUAAAACUGUAAAUUGACGAAGCGAGUUUUCUAAGAGUUUAGUCAAAAAAUAAUCUUUAUAAUAUAUACAUUGGAUUUAGCUUUAUGUCCGUGAAAAGGUGAAAUAUUGACUACGUAUCUGUUGUAUUUAUUUCAAUAAAAUCCGUGACGUUUGCUCUACUUUAGUCUUUAGUCUGGGGCAGGACGCGGUGGGAAAUUCAACCCCUCAGAAUCCGACUGUGUUUAGACCACACGGUGGAGACGUUGAGCAGCAUUUCGUUCACCUGUGUUUUUACUGGCCUCUGGAUCUGAUUGGACCAUGUGAGUGAAAACGCUCCUCUUCCAGACUUGACUGGUUUUGUUUAUUCUCGUUCGUUCUCGAACACACACCAGCAACCAGCAGCAACCAGCAGCAACCCGCAGCAACCGGCUCGUGGGCAGUGACCGAUCUUCACUCCUUCAGAGUGGAUUCAUGAGACGAGCCUUGUUCACUUUUCGCCGACAUGUCCAGUAGUUUGUUGCUCAAAAAUCUGGAGGACCUGAGUCUGGAUCCGGGAUAUGUGGCGGGGGAUCCAAACUCCUCAACCAGCCUGUCCUCCUCCGGGAGGUCGGUGCAGUCUCAACACGCACCCUGGUGGCAGAACGCCGGUUCCCUGAACAGCAGGAACGGCAGCUGGGACACGGUGAGCACGUUCCCGGAAGAUGCAGCGGACACUCUUGCAAAAUGCCCUUCCCUGCCGGAGCUGGAGGACUCCCCGUGGACGGAGCAGGAGCUCCGGGAGGUCGUGCGUAAAGUUGCCGUUGUUGACUCUUCGUUUACACGUGAGGCAGUUCACCGCCUCUCCGUCCUGCUCCAGAGAGCGUUGGUGCGGAUCUGCAGGGAGGCGCAGCGCCUCAGUGAGCUCCACCGCCGGUGCACUCGGCUGGAGGUGCAGAGCGCCGCUAAGCUGGUGCUGAGCUGUGGUUUAGCCGAGCGAUGCGUCUCCUCGGCGGUGAGGGCCGUGUCGCUGCACUGCAUGAGCUCCGGAGACGUCGCUCGGCAGCGGGGGGAGUCUGCGCGCUGCGGUCUGACGCUCUCCGUCGGCCGGUUCUUCAGGUGGAUGGUGGAGACGCGCGUUUCCGUGCGCGUACACGAGUACGCAGCCGUCUGCCUGACAGCCUGUGUGGAGACCCUGGUGGAGGAGGUGGCAGGCAGAGCUUUAGGAGAGGCAGCGAGGCUGGACUCGGCGGAGGAGAGGGGGAGGGAGACCGCCGCGGAGAUGUUGGAAGGAGCGGUCAACAGUGACACCGAGUUGUGGGGACUCCUGCAGGUCUACGAGCAUCUCGUAUGUGGCAGGGAUUCAAACGGAGAGUUGUCGUUGCCAGGUCAGAUCAGCCCGUACACCGAGGCUCCCAAGGACCCUCAAGAAAACAGGGAGGACGCUUACGUCCAGAUAGAGCUGCGUACCCUGGAGCAGGCCCUGCUCGCAACCACCGUGGGCAGCAUCGCAGAGUGUGUGUGUGAUCUGGUUUCCAGAGCGAUGCACCACAUGCAGCGUCUACGCUACUCCAGCUCCUGUACGAGCCCGGCCCGUUCGUCAAAUCAGCCGUCAGUAACCUGGGCUUCAGACGCCCUGCGGACACUCUAUUACUUUAUAUCCAGUCCAGGGAUGGAACCGUUGGAGAACCCCAACCUGGAACUGUCCAUGACACUGAGCAGAGAGAGGCCGUCCCUGCUCCUUCCUCCGCUCAUGGAAUGGAUCCGAGUCGCUGUGGUUCACGCUGAACAUCGCCGAAGCCUAUUGGUGGACAGUGAUGACGUCAGACAAACGGCCAGACAGCUUCUCCCUGGACUGGACUGUGAGCCCCGACAACUCAAGUCGGAGUGCUGCUUCCAGUCCUUUAAAUAUCUGGAUGCAGAAGCAGCUUCAGCCAAGUUCCAGCUGGACCUGGGCUUCAGGAUGGUGUUGUGUGGACGGACUGAUCUGACCCAACAGGCCUCGCAGCUUCUGGGGGCUGAGGGCGUGAACACCAUGGAUGACCAGGGAAUGACUCCUCUCAUGUACGCCUCAGCAGCAGGAGAUGAAGCUCUGGUUCAGAUGCUCGUCGAGGCUGGUGCAAAGCUGGACCUGCAGGUUCCAAGCUUCUCCUCCACACACCCAUCUGUUCAUCCUGGGCUCAACUUUGCUGUGCUGCACAGUCCCCUCUGUGUGGCUCAGCUGCUGCUGGAGGCUGGGGCAGAUGUGGAGGGUGGAGCCCUGCUGGAGGAUCAGGAGAGUUCAGCCGAGACGCCGCUCCAGUUGGCGGCAGCUGCAGGUAACUAUGAGAUGGUGAGCCUGCUGCUAAACCACGGAGCAGACCAUCUGCUCAGAGUGCAUCAUGGGAACUCAUUGACGUCACCUCUGUAUGAAGAUAUGAACUGCUUCAGCUACGCUGCGGCGCACGGACACAGGAAUGUUCUCAGGAGGCUGUUGAUGCAGCCCGAGCACAGGAAGGAGGACAUCCUCUCCCUGGAGGAGAUUCUGGCCGAGGGAGUGGAGAAAAAUAAGGAGAAGGAGGAGGCGAAAGCUGCAGCUCAUACCGCAGUUCCUAACUCCUGCGGCCCCGCUCCGAGAAUGUGUAAGGCCAGGAUGAAGGCUCUCCAGCAGGCGGCGUACUACAGCGCUGAGCACGGCUACCUGGAUGUGACCACGGAGCUCAGAGAAAUGGGUGUUCCCUGGAGACUCCACACUUGGCUUCAGUCUCUUUCCCGGGCCCAACAUCUGGGCAGGGACGACGUCAUCGUCCGCCUCCUCACAGAGUUCUCCUCCAUCAGGACGGAGGACUACGGUCCUGAGCUGCUGUCCUCAGGAAUACCCCUCAUGUUCAGCAUGUUGGAGAGCAGCAAGGACUACGUCAUCACCAAGAGACUGGCGUCGGUUCUUGCUCACUGCUACGGCUCCUCUCCUGUCACACCGGUCCCAACGUUGGACAUGACCAUGUCCACACAGCUAGAUGUUCACUUUCUCAACAACCCCGACAUGUCUGAUGUGAUAUUUGUUGUUGAGGGACGACAGUUCUUUGCUCACCGGGUGUUGCUGAUGUCGGCUUCUGAAAGAUUCAGAAAGAUGCUGACUGAGUCAACGGACGACGUCAUUCAUAUUAAUCUCUUGACCUACGGCACUUUUCAGAUGAUGAUGAAGUCUUUAUACUGUGGAGGAACAGAGGGACUGCUCCUUUCACCGUCCGACGCAUUAAAGCUGCUGCCUGUGGCCACUUUCUUCCAGCUUAACGGUCUGCAGAGAAGCUGUGAGAUGACACUUUCAACAAAUCUAAAUCUGGACAACGCCGUCAGCAUCUACCAAAUGGCAAAGCACCACGGAGCUGCUGAACUCUUCAGGUUUUGUAAAGGAUUCUUCCUGCAGUUCAUGGAUCAACUCCUGGACAGGGAGGACUUCCACCGCCUGCUGCUCGGUGGAGUGGGACAAGAACUCCUCCGUCCAGAGUCAGACACCUGGGAUGAAGAUGGUCCAAACCUCCUGAGGGACCUGGAGGCUGCACUGAUUCAAAGACUGUACACACUUCAUACUGCAUGCCAAGAGUAGAAUCACUGGAGAUGUCGUUAGCUGUUCUGUAAAUAUUUGUUAAAAAUUGAAUUUUUUUUAACCUAUUUAAAUGUUAUUUUAUUGAUUCCAGACUUUUAAAAGUCUUUCUAAAAAAGAUUUUAAAGUAAAGUAGUAUGGAUUGUAAGCCAAAAUAAAAUAUGCUGUAAUAGGCUGUAAAAGAAAAUAUAUAUAUAUAAUUAUUAAGAUAUUUAUCUGGUGUUAACUUAAAGAUUAAGGGAAAUGAUUUUAAAGAUAUUUUCCCCCUUUUAUUUAGAGUGAGAUGGAAGCCAACUGGCAAGAAUUUUGAGUUGCAUAGUGUUAGAUAAAAUAAUAAUAGUUAAAAAAAAAAGUUAACAGAUUUUACUUAGGUUUGUUUCUGUUCUGGGUCUUAUAUUUGCCAAAUAGUGUUGUUUCCGAUAGUUGUUAAUAACAAAAUAAUAGAUUUUGCAAAAAAUGUAGCUGCAACUUCCUUUGGUGUAAAAAUGAAACGUAUGUCAUGGGAGACAUGUUGAUGUUUUACAGAUGUGUUUGAAUCAUUGUACCUAAUAACAUGUGAAAUAUGUUACUAUUUUUCUAUGAAUAAACUCCAGCAUAAAUGUCUCCAGUGUCAAAGAGAACCAUCAUGUAG